AUGAAAGUUUUAUUAGAACAACCAACAUAUCCCUUAUAUAAUCAUCAAGAACGGAUAAAAUUGUUUCAAAAUAAUCCAUUAGUCAAUGACAAAGAUUCUUCAUCAUCAAUUGAAACUUUACAAUCUGUUCUUGAAAAAGCAUUUUUUACUAAUAAUAUUUCAUAUUCAAUAAAUAAUAAUUAUUUUAUUAAUAAAUCUAAAAAUUUUUCAACAAAUUAUCUUGCUUCUGCUAUUAAUAAAAAUCAAUUCAAUCAUCAUUGUUCUUCAUUAUCAAAGAGAAUACAAAACUAUUCUCUUUCAAAUCAUUCAACAAUGGCUAUAACAGCAAUAACAAGUUUUUCAGAAGAACAAACAAACAGUUUUGAUUAUGAUAAUACUUAUUUUUAUCCUGAAGAAAUAAGUAAAUUAGAUGAUAUUUCAUCUCUUACAACAAUUACAUCAUAUUUACCAAUGGAAUUAAAUAGAAUUGAACAAGAUACAAGUGUUUAUUCAGAUAUGACUAGUUUUCGUUCAGAUACAGAUGAUAUUUCAGAAUCAAUAACUUUCGAUUUCCAACCAAAUAAUAAAAGUUCUAAUAUGCAAAAUUUAAAUGUCAAAAAUGAAAAUGAAAAGAUUAUGCCAAUAAAUGUUAAUUUAACUCCAUCUGAUUCUGAGUUUAGUGGUUUAGUUUAUGCAACAAAAUGUACAAUUAUAAAUGAGCAAGAAGAUGAUAAUGAUGAUGAUGAUGAUGAUGAUGAGCAAACUUUCUCCGUUUAUGACAAUGUUAAUUAUUAUUCUGAACAAAAUAAUAAGAUAAGGUCACAUGCAGACAAUGUCUCGUUAAACUCAUCGAUGACAUCGUCUAUGCAAGACAAUGAUUGUCCUAUGACUUUUACCGGUGAACAACUAAAUAAACAAGAGAAAAAGAGAACAAAUGAACAAGAAGAAGAAGAUGAUGAUGAUGAUGAUGAUGACGACGACGACAAUGAUGAUGAUUAUUUUAUAGUAUAUCAACCAAAAACAAUUGAUCAGUUAACAAUGAUGAAUAAUGAAAAUGAUAUCGAAAUAGAAGAAGAAUAUGAUCAUGAUGAUGAAUAUGUUGAAUCAACUAGAUUAUUUGAUGAUGGACGACAUGAUGGAAUUCUUUCUGAUGAAUCCCAAUAUUCAGAUGAUUUAAGAUAUUCAUUAGAUACAUCACGAAAUAGUUGUACAAAUGAUAAUCAUUAUAAUACAAGUUCAACAUUACGUCAAGAAGCCAUUGCAAUCACAAAAGUUCGUUGUAAACAGCGUAAAAAUUGGAUACAUUCAUUAACAUCAAUUGAUAAUACUUCAACAAAUUUUAUUAAGCCAUUUUCAUUAAAUAAUCAUGAUGUAUCAUCAUCAACAAAUAAAAAGACAAACAGUUUUUAUCUAAUUCAUCAUCAAUCAUCUUUAAUUCCUAUUCAAGAUUUAUUAAAUAAAAAUAUUAAUAAAAAUAUUGAAAUUAUACAAAUGGAUGAACAAGAAUGCAUAUUGGAAAUAGUUGAUGGGGUUUUAACACUUGUACCAAAAGAUAAAUCAACAUCAUCAACAACCAAUACUUCUGCAGAAAAAUCUGAAGAACAACAAAAAAAUUCAAGUGAUUAUCAAAGAAAUAAUAAUUAUGAUUCUCCUAAACGUAAAGAAAGUUCGUCAUCAAGGAUAUCAUCGAUUUCUACACCAUCUAUAUCAGAGGAUGAACAAGAAGAGGAUCAAGAACAAGAACAAGAACAAGAACAAGAACAAGAACGUGAUGAAAUAACAUCGUCAUCCCGAUUAUCAUGGAAUAAAGAAGAAGAAGAAGAAGCUCAAGGACCAUUUAUACUUCUACGUGACAUUCCGUCAAAAUCUCCUCCUCUUCCAUCACAAUCUGAACAAUCUGUUGAUUUACUUGAUUUAUUUUCUACUCCAUUGGUACCAUUAUCAAAUUCAAAUACUAAUAACAAUGAUAAAAACACGAAAAAUUUACUUGAUGAUAGUUUAUCGUCUGCUUCAUCUUAUGAAAAUAAUAAUAAUAAUAAUAAUUCCAGUUCUGAUUCGUUUGAAAGAAAAAAAACACGUUCGCCAUCACCAAUACAAAUUCAAUCAAAGUCUUCAUCAUCAACAUCACCAUCUACAUCAAUAAAAGACGAUAUUCUUCCAGUGUCAUCACCAAAUAAAAAUUCUGUUCUAACUGAACUAGUUCAAACAGUAGAAAAACCUGAAUUAAUCGACGAAACAGAAAUUAAUUAUCCAAUACCCAAAGCCGAACCACCACCGGUUGCUAAACCAAUAAAUAAAGCUCGUAUAAACGAAUUUGCAUCUCUUCUAUCAGCAUCUGUUCAUUUGGUUCCACCACAACCAAUUAAAAAGCAAGAAACACCUAAAACCAUUACAACUAUAAAUCGACCACCACCAUCACCUUCACGUUCUGAAGAUCAAAGCUUUUCUUCAGUACCGUCAAUAAAUAGUGAUCCGAACGAACGUGAGUCAUAUCAUACAGUGAAAUCAAAUAAUAAUUCAGAACAAGAACAAAUCAAAAAACAUAUUGAUGCACGUUAUAACGAAAAAAUUGACGAUCGAAAUUCCAUACAAAUAAAUACAUCAAACAUAAAAGCAUUAUUUGAACAAAAAAUUUCUGACACAAAUAAAACAUUAACACAAUCAAGCGAACAUUUAUUACAUGUGAGUGAAGCAAAGCAACAACAUAAAAAAGUACCAAUCAGUUAUGGAAGUUUAAAACGUAAUUUACCGACCAAUCCUCAACCAACAGCACAAAUAGCUAAUCGACGACAGUCACAACAAGAUUCUUCAACAAUGAAUAAAUAUACAGAUCAUAUUGUUGGAACAAAAGAUGUCGUUAUUGAAGAUAAACAGCCUGAACAUGGUCAUCAAACUCUACUCUAUGGCAGUAAUAUACGUCGUAAUAAUACUGAACAAAUAAUUCGCCCUGGAGCUGAUUCUUUAACAACAUCACCAGUUUCAGUAUCAAAUGGCUACUAUUCAGAAUCUUUAAUAGCUCGUGAAAUUCGUGAAACAAAAGAAAAAGAAGAAGAAUUACGACGACAACGUAAACAAUGUGGUCUUGCUGAAGAUUUAUCAUCGUUAAUAACAAUUUCAAAUAUUGAUCCAAAUAAAGCUGAUACAUCAACAUCAACAAAACAACCAGUUAAAAGUAGUUCAUUUUUAUCAAAUCUAGAUUUUUUUACAUCAAAAGCAACUAAUACACCAAAUGAAUCACCAUCACCACGUCGUUCAACAAUAGCAAUACAAAAUCUUGUUUAUGAUUCUCAUGCAUCAUCAAAUGAUGAUCGUAAACAAAUUUCUAAUGUUGUUUCACAAGAAUUAAAUCGUUUUAAUAAUAAUGGUGUACCUAUUAUUCGUACUAGUUCAACAAAUAAUUUAAUUCAUCGUUCAUCAUCAAAUCAAAAUAUCUCGGCAGCACAAAAUACAAACAAUAUAAUUCAACGUGAAAUUGAAGCUAUACGUGCUAAAGAAGCUGAAUUACGUCAAUUAGGCCGAAUACAACAUACAAGUGAUGAACAUUCUGAUCCAAGAAAAUAUCAAGAAUUAGUUUCAACAUUUCCAAAAAGUCAAUCUGUUAAUACUCUUUCAACAGGUAAAGUAAGAAGAGAUAGUGGACGAUCAAGUGGACCUUUGAUUGCACCGUCCAAUGGAGUUUUAAAAUCAAAAUCAACAAAUAAUAAUUCAACAAUUGCAUCAAUACGUGGUAAAUUUCCAAGUCCAAGUCCUACAGCACCUAUUAUUAGUUCAUCAAAUAAAUCAAUUGAUUAUUCAAAAUUAUCAACAACUGAUCGACUUGAAUUAGAAAAACGUGAAUGUCAAGAAAGAGAACAAGACUUAAGAAAACAACGUCAUUCAAUAAGUGGUGCUACACCAAUCGUUAAUCCAACAGUGAAUAAUGAUUCAGGAAAUGUAUUAAAAAAUGAACAUGAAGAAGAUCAAGAACGUUACUUUGAUAAAAUAGAACGAUUAAAACGAACAGAAAACGAAAAAGCCCAAGCCCCAGUAAUUCGCCCAGCAAAAAAAUUAGAUAUGUCACAAAGAUGGGAACAAAUGAUGGCGAAUAAAACAACUGGUGAUAAUGAUGAUUAA
Rotaria sp. Silwood2 is the source of this 4092-nucleotide messenger RNA. NCBI's taxonomy places the organism in Eukaryota, Metazoa, Rotifera, Eurotatoria, Philodinida, Philodinidae. The record is from the annotation of a GenBank genome assembly.